Molecule: messenger RNA, 1274 nt
Organism: Amblyraja radiata (thorny skate)
Lineage: Eukaryota; Metazoa; Chordata; Chondrichthyes; Rajiformes; Rajidae
Product: EEF1A lysine methyltransferase 3-like
Exons: 3
Coding region: 156-815 (219 amino acids)
Cellular component (GO): protein-containing complex; cytosol
Source: RefSeq, a predicted model, not a curated record
UUUCCAAAUUGUUCCACACAUCUGUCUUAAUAGAUAGAAACACACAAACUCAAGACAUGAAAUUGUUAAAGAUCCAUAUUUGACGCUUGGAAGGGAUCUGUUGGGAGAGCAGCAGGGAUCCACUGGAGAGCAAGAACUACAGAUCCAACAAGAAGAUGGAAACUGAGAGUUACACUGACCCUGCCAAUAGCUACAUUUUGGAGAGAAACUAUGAGUUUUGUGGACAUAAGCUGUGGAUCAGUCAAAGCGCUGAUUCCGUGCUUGCAUCUUCCAGUUUUAUAUGGGAUGCUGGUCUUGCUCUUUGUCAGUAUGUUGAAAAACAGAGAAUAAUAUUUUCUGGUAUGAAAGUGAUUGAACUGGGUGCAGGCACUGGAAUUGUGGGAAUCUUGGCAGUCCUACUAGGAGGCGAUGUAACGAUUACGGACCGACCAAAUGUGUUGAAACAAAUAGAACACAAUGUUACUGCCAGCAUUCCUGCUUCCUGCAGAAAUCGGGUAAAUAUCCGUGCCCUAUCAUGGGGGCUUGAUCAUACUCAGUUUCCUACUGACUACGACUUCAUUCUGGGAGGUGAAAUCGUCUACUUUGCAAAGACCUAUCCUUUAUUAUUAAAGACUCUACAGCAUCUCAGCAGUGAAAGAACUAUCAUAUACCUGGCUUCCAAAAUGUGGCAGGACUUUCAGAUCAAUAGUUUCUACGAGGAAAUUCUACCAAAACAUUUUAAUUGCCAACUCGUUAACAGAAACGAAGAAGAUGACAUCAACGUGUACAAAGUGACCAAGAAAAUUCCAAGUUCUGGGGAUCAGCCAGUAACAUAGAAAGAAAAGUCUGUUUAUCACAUUAUAAGACUCUUGGGAUUCCUAAGGAUGUUUUUCUAACAUUAUCCACAUAAAAAAAAGUCAGUUUGAAGAAAUGUUUCUUUGACUUCUUUUAUUGAAUGUGUUUUUCUCUGGAUGUUGGACAUUUUUCACUCCAUCUCCUGAAGGGAUGAGGGUGCAGGAGGCUGCAACUGUCUGAUACAUUAUCUAAGGGCCAUUCUUCGUGUCUGAGACUAGACUGUGGCAUCUGACUAUUACAUUUUUUUACAGCUUUUAUCUAUCAUUAUCUCACAUCAGUUGUGUCAGUGCAAGUCAUUAGACUGGAGUCUGGUGUUGGGAAUAUGAUUUCAUUCCCCUCCAUUGAAGUUCACCAAAAUGGUCUAAUCUGCCUGGUGGCGAUUAGCUGGCAAAUUAGUGUUCACUCAGUAAAUCUGAGGCUUUAUUAACGUAUAUGGGGAG